This is a messenger RNA of Venustampulla echinocandica, 1746 nucleotides long. Its product is annotated as RNA-binding, RBD. Gene Ontology annotation, molecular function: mRNA binding. Bases 1 to 1746 code for a protein of 581 amino acids. The record is from RefSeq and is a predicted model, not a curated record. Lineage: Eukaryota; Fungi; Ascomycota; Leotiomycetes; Helotiales; Pleuroascaceae. The transcript has a single exon.
AUGAACGUGGCUCACAGUCGAUCGGUCGCAGUUACAGCUUCCGCCUCCCACAGCAAUCAAUCCCCGCCGUCCGAUCGCGUCAGUUCCUACCCACCACAGCAUGCCAUGAGCCCUCCUGCAUUCUCCCAGCCUGGUCCCGCCUUCCGCACCUCCAAUCCGCCCCAGCAAUCCUACCAGUCUCUCUCCAUGACUACCAUGAAUGCCUUUGCCAGUGACGCCGCCAUCAACUCGUCGCAGUCCCCCGCCGGCGCGUUCACCACCGCGCCCGCGGCCGUCGUCAUCCGCCGCCUCCCGCUCAACACCACCGAGGACACAUUGAGGUUGAUGGUGGUAUGGUCGAAAGAGUUCAUCGAUGCCGAGGUCCUCUCUCCCGAAAAGUCCGAGGACGCUGGGUUUCGCGCCGCCGUUUUGCGCUUCAAGUCGCAUUCGGGCGCCCUCGAGGCGAAGAACAUGUUGGACGGCAAGCCGAAUGUCGCCAAUGACGCGCAGAUGAUGGUGGAAUUCUAUUACGGGACCCCUUCUACCUCCAGACGCUACACCGUCGACAAUACUUCCAAUCCUGGCCCGUCCAGCUCCACAUCGUCGACAGCAUCGUCCGGAGGUCCGACUCCCCGCCAAUCGUCCCGGUACAAUGGCACUUUCCAGACAACUCAGAGAGUCUCUCCCACCACCAAUGGAUCAUACGCAGGGAGUGAGCUGGCCGCCGUUGAGCUCAGCGCUCACUACCAGAGCCUCUUUUCCCCGCAAUCCCCCAUCGGAAACCACCUGAACGAACGGACUAGAGUCACUGGAAAAUCCUUGAUCAACAAUGAUUCUGUCGAUGAUGACGAAACCGGAGAGCUUCUCAAAGACCUACUUCCAAAGGACCCGGUAGCGUAUGCUGAAAAUGGGUCUUCAACGGUCCAGAUGCGCCGGCCGACGAACCCCCAGAUCCCCAUCUCCCGUAUGGCCGGGUUGUCUCUCAACACGAGCAAUGCUGCAGGUCCAGCGCCACUCUCGUCUUUCUCGCAGCCGAUGUCGUCCAUUUCGAAUUCGCACCCCAUAUCGCCCACGGCGAUGAGCAGCGCCGGGCCCCCGGCGAGCUACCAGCUUGGUAGCCAGCAUUAUCAGCGGCAUAACUUUCCGCCAGUCAAUCCUGCUGACCAGAAUCCUCCGUGUAACACCCUCUAUGUGGGCAAUCUUCCCAUCGACACGUCCGAGGACGAGCUGAAGGCCAUGUUCUCGAAGCAGCGUGGCUACAAGCGUCUGUGUUUUAGGACCAAGCAGAACGGGCCCAUGUGUUUCGUAGAGUUUGAGGAUGUCUCUUUCGCGACCAAAGCUCUUCACGAGCUCUAUGGCCAUCCUCUCCACAACAGCAUCAAAGGUGGCAUCCGUUUGAGUUUCUCCAAGAAUCCCCUCGGAGUGCGAUCUGGUCAGGGGAUGACAUCCCCAGGGCCAUCGGCAGUUCCUGGUGUUAUGCAGGGUAUGAAUGGAAGUAUGGUUGGCGGACCAGGGUCUGCGUUUAGCACUGCUAACGGCCCUCCUCCUGGCCUUACUGCUCCCCCAGGCCUUGGCCCGGGAAGAAUGGCAUAUGGCAAUAACCCCAUGAACGGCGCCAAUGGCCAGUACACGGCUGCUUCAUUCGGAGGGAACGCCACUCCAUGGAACGGGCCAGUCUUUGCUGGCGCUAUGGCUGCUGGUGGCCCACCAACGAUGAUGAAUGGGGCACACAAUGGAUUCCCUCCUGCAUAUAUGAUGGGAAGAUAG